Molecule: messenger RNA, 2483 nt
Organism: Apus apus (common swift)
Lineage: Eukaryota; Metazoa; Chordata; Aves; Apodiformes; Apodidae
Gene: BCKDHB
Product: branched chain keto acid dehydrogenase E1 subunit beta
Exons: 11
Coding region: 38-1213 (391 amino acids)
Biological process (GO): branched-chain amino acid catabolic process; response to nutrient
Molecular function (GO): catalytic activity
Source: RefSeq, a predicted model, not a curated record
CCUCCGGCACGCGCGGCGGGCCCGGGGCUGCGCGGCGAUGGCGGCGCUGGGGCGGGCGCUGCGCGGGGCCCGCGCCCCCGGGGCGGCAGCGGCGGCAGCAGCGGUACCGGUACCGGUACCAGGGCGCUGCCGGGGCGGGCUCUGGGGCCGCCUGCCCACCCUGACGGCCGCCACACGCCGGUCCGCGGCCCACUUCGCUUUCCAGCCGGACCCGGCGCCCAGCGCGUACGGGCAAACUCAGAAGAUGAAUCUUUUCCAAUCCAUAACAAGUGCCUUGGACAAUGCUUUAGCCAAAGAUCCAACUGCAGUAAUAUUUGGUGAAGAUGUGGCCUUUGGUGGAGUCUUCAGGUGUACAGUUGGCUUGCGAGACAAAUAUGGUAAAGAUAGAGUUUUCAACACCCCCUUGUGUGAACAAGGAAUUGUUGGCUUUGGUAUUGGAGUUGCUGUUGCAGGUUCUACAGCCAUUGCAGAAAUUCAGUUUGCAGAUUACAUUUUUCCAGCAUUUGAUCAGAUUGUUAAUGAAGCAGCAAAAUAUCGUUACCGCUCGGGAGAUCUGUUUAAUUGUGGAAACCUCACCAUCAGAGCCCCCUGGGGCUGUGUGGGUCAUGGUGCACUGUAUCACUCUCAAAGUCCAGAAGCUUUUUUUGCUCACUGUCCAGGAAUAAAGGUUGUUAUUCCAAGGAGUCCUCUUCAGGCCAAAGGACUGCUGCUUUCAUGCAUAGAGGACAAAAAUCCAUGCAUAUUCUUUGAACCUAAAAUACUUUACCGAGCUGCAGUGGAACAAGUUCCUGUGGAGCCCUAUAACAUUCCACUGUCUCAAGCUGAGGUGCUGCAGACGGGCAGUGAUGUGACACUGGUUGCUUGGGGCACUCAGGUACAUGUGAUCAAAGAGGUGGCAGCACUGGCUCAAGAGAAGCUGGGUGUGUCCUGUGAAGUUAUUGACCUGAGGACCAUCUUACCCUGGGAUACAGAGACCGUUUGCAAGUCGGUGGUGAAGACUGGGCGAUUGCUGAUUAGCCAUGAGGCUCCCUUGACAGGAGGAUUUGCAUCCGAAAUCAGUUCCACAGUUCAGGAGGAAUGCUUUUUGAAUUUAGAAGCUCCUAUUUCAAGAGUAUGUGGCUAUGACACUCCUUUCCCUCACAUCUUUGAGCCUUUCUACAUCCCAGACAAAUGGAAAUGCUAUGACGCUCUUCGGAAAAUGAUUAACUACUGAGCAGUGGUACAGGUGCUGGAAGGCUGCUAUGAGGUCUCCCAGGAGUCUUCUCCAGGCUGAACAACCCCAACUCUGUCAGCCUGUCUUCAUAGGAGAGGAGCUUCAGCCCUCGGAUCAUCUUCCUGGCCCUCCUCUGGACUCUCUCCAGGAGCUCCAUGUCCUUCUUACGUGGCUGGGGGGGCACAGAACUGGACACAUUACUCCAGGUGGAGUCUCACAAGAGAUUUUAAUUCUUAAUCUGGUGAGAAAUUCUGCCAUGGAUUUUAUGGGGUUAGGAUUUCAGCCUUGCUGUUGUGCCAUUUGCCAUACAGACAACACAUCUGCUUGGGCGAGGCAUUGCAGUGAGGGGUAAGAUAUUAAUUUACAGGCCACCUGUAAGAAUAAAAUUAAGAUUUUAAUUGUAGGCCACCUCUCUUCCUAUGUGUUUUGUUUCCCCCAUCACCUAUUCUCUGUGCUGCUUGUUCAUCUCAAAGAUGAAUGCUUUGGAGAAGUGUCUGUCUCUUGCAUGUUACUUAACACCCCAAGGCUUGAAAAUCAUUGAAGUAUUUAGCUAUUUAGCUAUUGCUGUAUGAAUAAUAAUAAUUAUAAUGUUAUUCUUUGGAGAAAUCCAAGCUGGCUUGCUGCACGGAUUCAUCAAAUUCUUUACAGGAACGACUUGUGUUUUUAAAAGAUGUUUAGUUUUUAGCAUUGGCUUCAGCUGAUAUUACAAGUCCAUGCAAAAAUGUAUGUAUUCUGAAUUUCUACAAAAAUAAGAUUGUUUUCUUUAAAAAUAAUAAGUUUAUGCUGGUUAUUUUUGGUGGUGUUUCAGGCUGAAAUAACACUAUAAUUAGCUGCAGAAAGUCUUGUGGCUCACACCACAGUAAGUUUUAAAUCUUAUGGAGUCUAUGGUGCAGUUUUCACUUAGAAAAAUAGAUGAAAAUAAAGAGCUUCCUAGAUUUGUUUCCCCAAUCCAAGCUGAGGAGGGGACCAGGCUAAGGUAGUUUCUGCGGUCAAACACUUUUGCUAGCAGAAUGAUGGUAGAAUCUAUUGAAACCACUACAGGUUUUGUUUGUUUGUUUGUUUGGUUGUUUUUUUUCCAAAAGGUGUCCUUAUUUUGUUCUGUCCACAGUGUGCUAAGCAGCAGCACAAAAUCCAUUUGAAAACGGUAUCUUUUGGAAAAUGAAUUGGGAGAAAAAAGCUUCAGUAAUGAAUUCAUUGUAGAAAUGCAAUGCUGUAACUGAAUUUCAAAAUGGCAAAAUGUUUGAGAAAUAAAAGGUUUCUGAGGUCAGUA